GCUCAGAAAUUCCAAAACUGCAGGCAAGAGAUUGCCCAGGGGGGGUCUGGCCCCACUCUCCACCUGGCCCUUACAGGGUUUGGCUGUGGGGCAGGGAGCAGCUGCCUCUGCAAGGAAUCAGAGCUGCCCGUGCUUCUGGCAACUUCCCUCUCUCCAGGGUUUUUCACCUCACAGGCCACAGCCCCCAGAUUCCUGCUGAGCUCUCUGCAUCAACAUAGCUCAAAUUCCUGAUCCGGGCAGCUCCGGGGUGAAGGGAGGCUCCAGAGCCCCUGCUUGGCUCUCAUCUGGGAUUGGGGUGCCCGUGGCUGUCCUCUCCUCCAGGCUCACCCCAUCCUGCACCCCCAGGGUUUCCUUUGGGUCUCCUAGGCUCCCAUUCCAUUGUCCCAGCCUGGCAAACCAUCACUGGCUUUAUCUGACCUCCUGGAGACAAAAAGCCUCUGGGCAAGCGGCUCCUUGUGUGCCAGGAGAGCAGGGAGCAAAUCUCUGCAGGCACCAAGCACCCCGGGGCUCUCCGGACGUGUCCCCAUGGGAGGGCUGGCCCUGGCGAGGUGCCGAGGUGGCUCCAGCACGGCUGAUCGGCCCCAGGGUGUGCCGUGGGAUUCCAGGGAAGCCUCGGGGCACUCUAGAAACCAGGUGAGGGAAGGGAAGCGCAUUCCUGCCCGGCUACAUCGGCACAGGCAUCUAUCGGCUGAUCCAUGGGACAUCCGGUGGGAUGGGCUGACUCAGCCUCCUGGAAGCCCCCGGUGCUCUGGGGAGAGGGACACCCCCCUUAGGGACACCUCGCAGGUCCCUUGGGGGUGCGGCAUGAGGCAGCAGCAGAGCAGGGUCCGGCUGCACGGGGACCCUGGUGCCACCCUGCUCUAGGGAAAGGUCCCACCUGGCCACACCGGCCCCGCCAGGGCGGUGCCUGCAAGUUCCUGUAGGUUGGAGAUACCGAUGAGCUGUUGCAAAACUAUUACUAAGGCAAAACCAUUUCCAAAGUGGGUUGCAAUUGCGUCAUCUGGGGCUCUGAGCAGUGCUUGCUGGUGGGCCCACAGCUGGGGGACAGUGCCAGGUGUCUGGCCUUGCUGCCAGCCUGCAGUGCCCAGACCAUCCCUGCAGGGGCUGGGACAUCACCUGGAAGGAGCUGCUGGUGUUUCCAGAGGAGGAAUGCGUCCGUGCUGAUCUCCCUGCGCGAUGUGACCUGCCUUUUGUUGUUCAAGCCGAGCGUGUGUGUGCAUGUGCGCAGCAAGAGCCUCUCCGGGAGCUGUUUGCCAGACUCACCCAGUUACCGGGAACCGAACCAACCGCCCUUCCCCUCCCCUCGCACGCUCACACCAACCCUGCCUGUGCAGGAGGGCUGCGGCUGGGAAGGAGCUUUCCCGAUCCCAUCCGGACACCUUCCUCUGGCUCUCCCACCUGGACAGCCCUGGGACACCACAGUGCACUGGAUGAGAGGACCCUGAUCACCAGUCUGCCAUCGUGCCCUGGCUAUGCCCCGUGCUGGACACUUCCCACCCCACAGCCCCCGGUGAGCGGGGAAGGAGCCUGAGCCUCCUCCAGGUUGGUGACUCUGGUCUCCCUCAGCUGCCAUGGAUUGGAAAACGCUGCAGGGGCUGCUCAGCGGGGUCAACAAGUACUCCACAGCCUUCGGCCGCAUCUGGCUCUCCAUGGUCUUUGUCUUCCGUGUGCUGGUCUACGUGGUGGCGGCCGAGAAGGUCUGGGGCGACGAGCAGAAGGACUUUGAUUGCAACACGCGGCAGCCGGGCUGCACCAACGUGUGUUAUGACCACUUCUUCCCCAUCUCCCACAUCCGCCUCUGGGCCCUGCAGCUCAUCUUUGUCACUUGUCCUUCCCUCCUGGUCAUCAUGCACGUGGCCUACCGGGAGGACCGCGAGAGGAAGAACCGGGAGAAGAAUGGAGAGAAUUGCCCCAGGCUCUACAGCAACACGGGCAAGAAGCACGGCGGACUGUGGUGGACCUACCUGUUCAGCCUCUUCUUCAAGCUUAUCAUAGAGAUCCUGUUCCUCUACCUCCUCCACAAGAUGUGGGACAGCUUCGAUUUGCCACGGCUGGUCAAGUGCUCCAACGUGGAUCCCUGUCCCAACACCGUGGACUGCUACAUCGCUCGGCCGACCGAGAAGAGGGUCUUCACCUAUUUCAUGGUCGGAGCCUCCUCCAUCUGCAUUGUCCUCACUGUCUGUGAGAUCUUCUACCUCAUCUUCAAGCGAGUUGUCCAGAGGACAAGGAAGUGGAGGAAAUCCACCAAGCGCUCCGUCAGCUACAGCAAGGCCUCCACCUGCCACUGCCACGUCAAGUCAGAGGAGAAGGACAACAAGUCCCAGCCUAGAGGAGAAGAGCUGUGACCUCACCCAUCCCAGCUGGUUCACAUUCCCCUCAACUUGGCUUUUCCAGCCUGCCAAAUCCCUGAACCCUCAAGAGUCGACCCGUGAGAAAAAUGACUAAACCCAACAAAGUAAUGUCCUUGGAGAGAAACCCACGGGUGCCUGAGCAGACACAGGUAAGGCAAGGACAGCCCUGGAGCUCUGCAGGUGGCAGUGCCACGAGCGUGGACAUCACAGCAGCGCACGGAUCCUCCGUGUCCAGCAGCUUCUCUCGGGUCCUGCAGCUCUGCUGCUCCCAUGCUGGGUGUGAGUGCCCCCAGCUGGUGCCCAGCCAGGGCUGGUGUGACCCAGGGCGUGCCAGUCCUCCCAGCUCACUGUGCCUCACACAUGCACUGCUUUCUUUUGUACCAAGAAACCAAAGGAAUUCUGGGCUCCGUGGCCAGAGCUCUCUUCAUGCACCCAAAGCAAUGACAGAGGACCAGGGCUCUAGUCUGUUGGCAACUGUUCUGCUGGCCCAGUUUGCCCGGUUUGCUCAGUUUGCUAUUUCUCCCCCUUGGCUCACACAAGCACCAAGUCAUGUCUUGCCCAAAAGCCCUUGCUGGCUCUGCUGCUUCCCUUGGUGCCUCUGUGUCCCCCCUCAUCUCAGAUGCACAUCACACACAGCACAAGCUACGGAUCCAAAAGUCCAAUAAAUGUCGUGUUUGGAGACACCAAGAUCUGCUCUGCACGCUGGAAACUGGGGGACUGGUGAGGGCAGAAGACAGGGAGAGGUUCCUCAGGAGCCUGCAGCCAGGUCCUUCUCAUCCGCCUGAGCUGGGCAUUGGCCGAGCCCACAGCGAGCUCACGUCCGCCCGUUCCGCCUCUCCCAGCUUGUCACGCGUCGUUAAACUUUAAUUUAGCAGAACCUCAUGCUGGCCCCCAAGGAAAUCAAGGAGGGAUGAGCAUCAAUUAUUUACUAAACCUUGAUAAAUAUUACAAUAAAUAGAAAU
Messenger RNA from Motacilla alba alba, 3313 nucleotides. RefSeq names its product gap junction protein beta 3 (gene GJB3). Gene Ontology annotation, biological process: cell communication. Lineage: Eukaryota; Metazoa; Chordata; Aves; Passeriformes; Motacillidae. The transcript has 4 exons. The record is from RefSeq and is a predicted model, not a curated record. Gene Ontology annotation, cellular component: connexin complex. The coding region runs from base 1572 to 2345 and encodes 257 amino acids.